Messenger RNA from Pecten maximus, 1750 nucleotides. Its product is annotated as CD209 antigen-like protein E. The coding region runs from base 52 to 471 and encodes 139 amino acids. The record is from RefSeq and is a predicted model, not a curated record. NCBI's taxonomy places the organism in Eukaryota, Metazoa, Mollusca, Bivalvia, Pectinida, Pectinidae. The transcript has 4 exons.
AACCAAAGCUGCUCACCUGCUAGGUGUUCAGAGACCGAAGUUUGUACCAACAUGAAAGACGAAAGCCACAGUUGUAUCAGAGAAGAUUUUUGUCCAACUAUGGAAUGGCUGCCUUUCAACGGCAUAUGUUACCUAUUUUUAGAAGAACAAUUAAACGCAGACAAUAAUUUGGAGCGGUGUGCCAGUAUGAACGCCUCAAUGGUACGAGUAGAGGAUGCUGCUGUGCAUCUUACUCUCCAACAGGAAAUGGCAAGAAGGGGUAUUACACAAAUAUGGAUUGCUGCAAACGAAAGAGGGACAAAAAACCAUUGGGUCUGGGGUCCUGGCGAUCCGGUGGUGAAUGAAGGGUGGGCACCCGGUGAACCAUUUGGUUUCAACAAAGAAUGCGUCAUCCUUAAGACGAAUGGUUGGAAUGAUGUGAAUUGUGUCAACUUUGUUAGCAACGCCGUGUGCGAAGCCAGUGCCUUAUAAUAUUUCAUCCUAGUCUAAAGAAGCUUCUGUUUUAUGAUGUCUUCUCCAGAAUACGUAUUCUAUUAUGUAUUUGGAAUUACAAUUUGGAAUUGUAGACACUCGUUAAAUUAUGGUAAGUGUCAAUGUAGGGCGACGGUCCAACAUUAACCUUAGCCGAUGUCAAGUUGUUAUAAAUAUACAUAUGGUGAAAUUCAAAAGAUAGAUUAUUUAAAGAUAACGGUGUACUAUAUAAUAACAAAAACAAAUUGUUGAAUUGAUUCACGUUAUCAUCGCGUUAUCAUCAGUUCGAUAUGAAACGUUACACUACAUAAAAUGAUUACACUAUUGUGAAUAGCAUCAUAGCAGGUGCCAGUUGUCAUUCCAUUUCCUGUGCGAGAUUAAUAUAAUCUUUAAUUCCCUUGAGAGUGAGACAGGUGUAUCUCAGCCUAAAGAGAAGAUUCUUAAAUUGCCAAAUUCGAUGCAGCUUAAGAAUCUUACCCCAUAGGAAGAGAUCACCUGUCACAUUCCCAAUGCAAGGGGCUGAAUGAUUAUUUUCUUUUUCCCUGUGUACCCUCGUUUAUAUCUGAUAUUGCCGUUACAUCAAUGCAAGACAAUGCUGACGAAAUGUAGAUAAAGUGCACAGGUCAUGUUGAUUGGUUACAUACAAACGAUGCUUCCUAGCUAGUGUAUAAUCACAAUAUAUCUACAGGAAUAAGGUAUAUUUCCUAUGUACUCUCCAAGGUCGCAACGACAAAAUUAUUAUUGCAAAUAUUUGAGGAGACGAAUGAGAAAUCAUUCAGCGCUACCACUUUAAACAGUCUACAGUGUUAUCUUAUUAAAUUAUUUAUAGUUUUAACAGGUAAUGAAACAGUUUUCGGUAGUGCUUUUACACAUAGUUUAUACUAAAUUAAAUCCACGGCUUGGUCCCGUCUUUGCAAUUUUGAUGAUUUGUUGAGAUAGUACCUGUCAGAUGCUUUAGGAGAACAAAUGUAUUUUAGCCUGUAGAACUACGACUUGAUCGGCAGAGGGAGGGAACUCCAUCAUAACAAACCUACGUUUUGGAAUUUUCCACACGCCGAGGAGCAGAUAACAAGCAUAGUAGAAUGUGUAUAAAUUAAUUCGAAUUUCUUAAUGAUGAAAUACGUCUUGAUCAAAGAUUUGUUCACUUUUUUAACAUUUUUUCAUAUACAGACGUAUUCGCAUUAUCAAAUUAAUUAAUCAUAUCCUCGUUCGUGAGAAGGAAAGUGUGUUAUUAUGUUUUCACAGCUUCUACAAUAAAUAAAAUUAUAUUCUUUUCAAA